Desarmillaria tabescens is the source of this 973-nucleotide messenger RNA. RefSeq lists its product as uncharacterized. The record is from RefSeq and is a predicted model, not a curated record. The transcript is spliced from 7 exons. NCBI's taxonomy places the organism in Eukaryota, Fungi, Basidiomycota, Agaricomycetes, Agaricales, Physalacriaceae. Bases 1 to 621 code for a protein of 206 amino acids.
AUGCAUAUUGUGGCGGUGAAAGAAUCUGAUUCCUUCUUUGAUGGUCUUCUCGAGCCCGGUAAUCCUGUAUACUUCACAGACGAGGAUGGCCAUGAUGGCGAGAGGAAGAUGGGGAAACCAAUGAUGCAUCAGUGUUGUGCCAAAUCAUGUGACGAAAUCCAACUGGAAGCAAUUGUUCCCGACCCGUCAGCAUAUGCACUUCUACUAUCCGGAAACAGGUCUGGUAGGGGACGGAACAAGGCGUUGGAAAUGAGACCUGCAGGCCCCUGUCCGUCCUGGCUCGACAUACCCCUUUUCCAGUACUUAGAUUUCUGCUUCAUUUUCGGGGAACGCCUUACGCAUAGUCGACCAGACCGUCCAUAUCUGAGCCUCAAUAUCAACGAGCCAUUGAAAAGUGCAGAGCUAUGUGAUUCGGUGAACGCCAACCGGGACACCGACUGCGGCAUCCCGAGGACCGACUUCCUUCCCAUUUAUACCGCCCGAAUACAGGAAGUUGAUUCACAGCCACCACCUGGCAGCCACGCGAAGGAGGGAACGAAAGAGCAUGCUACCCGGAAUUCAAGUGAAGACAAUCAAGUGGCAUGGACGACACACUGCGGACACGGCGUAGUUCCAGCAUGAACUAUCAUCAAAUUCGUACCAGGUGUUCCGCUGGCCGUAUACAAGCGUACUUCUUCCUUCCGACUGUUUUCAAAGUCUUCCGCUUUCCCUUCUGUGCCGGUGCGAGUACUGUCUCGAGCGAGGGGGAAUUCACCAUGACACCUAUGGAACAGGGCUUAUGAGACUGCCUUCAGUGAUGUUCUUGUGUGUGCUCAAAGCAUCCCGACAGCGGUGACCAAGCUCAAACUUGGACUGCGACUGUGACCUCGGUGUAAUGCCUCCUCCUCACCACCAUCGGCGUCGCUUGUCGACCUCAAAGACUGGCUCAUAGCCCCCAGUAACCCACACAUAUCCAACCCAAACACAUCUCAAC